UCUUUCAGAUGUGAAGAGUGAUUCAUGUUUGGAUAUAGAAAUAACGUCCUCAACAUCAAAAGAACGACUGACAGCACAAACUCUUUCCUGCAUCACCUGUGAAAAGACAUUCAGCUCACAGAGACUUUUAGAGAGACAUGAGAGAAAACACACAGAACAGAAACUCUUCACCAGAACUGAGAUCAGCUUUACUACCUUACAAGAGAAGAAACUUCAUUCAGAAGACCACAGAGAGAAGAAGAAGAAGAAGCAGUUUCACUGGGAGCGGUGUGGGAGGAUUUGUGUCUCUUCCUCUAAACUAAAUGUUCACAUGAGGACACACAGUGAUGAAAAGCCUUUCAACUGCACUGAAUGUGGAAAAUACUUCAGAACCAAAGACCAUCUUAAAGUUCAUCAGAGAAUUCAUACAGGUGAAAAACCUUACAAAUGCUCUCAGUGUGACAAGACUUUUUCUCGGUCAGGUUACUUCAAAUCCCAUCAGAGAGUUCAUACAGGAGAGAAACCUUACGUCUGUGCUCACUGUGGAAAGAGCUUCUCUAGUUCAUCUCAAUUAAUAGUUCAUCAAAGAGUUCAUACUGGAGAAAAACCUUAUCAAUGUAGUCUCUGUGGGAAGAGUUUUAGUCAACGGACUUCAUUACUAAAUCACAAGAGACAUCAUACAGGUGAAAAACCUUUCAAAUGCUCUCAGUGUGACAAGACAUUUGCUUAUUCAAGUCACUUCAAAUCCCAUCAGAGAGUUCAUACUGGAGAGAAACCUUACGUCUGCGCUCACUGUGGGAAGAGCUUCUCUGAUUCAUAUAAAUUAAGAGUUCAUCAAAGAGUUCACACUGGAGAGAAACCUUUCAAAUGCUCUCAGUGUGACAUGACAUUUGCUUUUUCAAGUAACUUAAUAGUUCAUCAGAGAGUUCAUACUGGAGAGAAACCUUAUCACUGUAGUGUCUGUGGGAAGAGUUUUAGUCAACAGGCUACGUUACUAAAUCACAAGAGAAUUCAUGAUAAACCUUUCCAAUGCUCUCAGUGUGACAUGACAUUUGCUCAGUCAGGUUCCUUAAAAUACCAUCAGAGAGUUCAUACUGGAGAGAAACCUUACGUCUGCGCUCACUGUGGGAAGAGCUUCUCUAAUUCAUCUCAUUUAAGAGUUCAUCAGAGAGUUCAUACUGGAGAGAAACCUUACAAAUGCUCUCAAUGUGACAUGACGUUUACUUGUUCAAGUAACUUAAUAGUUCAUCAGAGAGUUCAUACUGGAGAGAAACCUCAUCAAUGUAAUGUUUGUGGGAAGAGUUUUAGUCAACAGACUACCUUAUUAAAUCACAAGAGAGUUCAUACAGGUGAAAAACCUUACAAAUGCUCUCAGUGUUACAAGACGUUUUCUCGGUCAGGUCACUUCAAAUCCCAUCAGAGAGUUCACACUGGAGAGAAACCUUACGUCUGCGCUCACUGUGGAAAGAGCUUCUCUGAUUCAUCUCAAUUAAGAGUUCAUCAGAGAGUUCAUACUGGAGAGAAACCUUUCAAAUGCUCUCAGUGUGACAUGACAUUUGCUUUUUCAAGUAACUUUAUAGUUCAUCAGAGAGUUCAUACUGGAGAGAAACCUCAUCAAUGUAGUGUCUGUGGGAAGAGUUUUAGUCAACAGGCUACGUUACUAAAUCACAAGAGAAUUCAUGAUAAACCUUUCAAAUGCUCUCAGUGUGACAAUACGUUUGCUCAGUCACGUUACUUACAAGCCCAUCAGAGAGUUCAUACUGGAGAGAAACCUUAACACUGUAAUGUUUGUGGAAAGAGUUUUGGACAACGGGCUAACCCACUAAUUCACAAGAGACUGCAUACAGGUGAAAAACAUUUCAAAUGCUCUCAGUGUGACAAGACGUUUGCUCUGUCAGGUUACUUACAAGCCCAUCAGAGAGUUCAUACUGGAGAGAAAACCAGCGGCAACCAAAUAGCAUCUAAUGGCACUUUUCCAUUGUAUAGUACCCCACGGUUUGGUUUGGUUUAGUUUGGGUCGGGUCAGCUUACUUUUGGGAGCUUUUCCAUUAGGUGCAGUACGUGGUACCUGAUACUUUUUUUCGUACCGCCUCGGUUGGGGUUGCAAGUGAUCUGACCUGAUACCAACGCAAAAACACUGUAGAUCACUGAUUGGUCUGAGAGAAUCGUCACUAUCAGUGUCAUCGGUAUAAUGUAAAAGAUCGGCUUUAUCUAAAUGCUAGCUUGCGCUGUCUCAAGCAAACAUGUUGUCAUCUGUGCUCUGCUAUAAGUUCCCAAACUCCCUUUUAGCGAUGAAAAACAUCCACAUGUUGAUAAUCAGGGACACCAUCCAGACUUGCAGUUUGUGGCGGCACAUUCAUGACAUAUAUGUAUGCUUAAAUGCAACUUUAACGAGGCUCAGCGGAGUGCGUCAACUGACGCCACGGGUGCAAACAUCUAUUUGUUGUGGCCAAUUUUAAUUUUGUGGCGGACUGAGAAAUAAAUAAAUGUAUGAGGAUGUACAACAAUGCUCUCACUUGUAUGAUAUUACAGCAGUAGGCAGCGCAAAUAUAACGACACACCUAUUAUCCCUCCCACUACGAAGUGAUACUAAACUCGAUGGAAAAGCUUACCACGCCAAAGUGAGGUGAGCUGACCCGACCCAAACUAAACUAAACCGUGGGGUACAAUGCAAUGGAAAAGCGCCAUAAAUAAACUUCAUUACUGACCAUAGAACAACGGUGUGCACUUUAUCAACAGCCACUCCAAUGAGACGCUCCCGGUAAACAUCUGUUUGAAGCAUACCUCUCCAAUUUUUAACACUUACAAGCAAUUCUGUAUAACCAAAAGCCAACUGCGAUUUUUUUGACUCCACUAACUGCCUCAAGCAUAGCUCUUGUAUGUCUUUUAGAGAGUCUAUACCAGGACCGGAGGAAUAUUUUAAAGAAUGCAAAUUUUAGCUGAUCAUGAUAACUGCCCAUUAUUAGCCACGUAAACUCAACUGAUUCUCUUCCUUGUACGAACGUCAGAGUUUUGUUUCCUGGUUUUUCCAAGUCACUUCCUUCAG
Misgurnus anguillicaudatus (oriental weatherfish) is the source of this 3025-nucleotide messenger RNA. The record is from RefSeq and is a predicted model, not a curated record. Lineage: Eukaryota; Metazoa; Chordata; Actinopteri; Cypriniformes; Cobitidae.